AUGGCAAGCAAGAAAGGCCAGCAGCAGGAGAUGGUCCAGGUCGGUGCACCUUUUUGGAAGAACAGGUCAGCAUCGCAGCCUCAAGGUGCUUCUAAGCCCUAUGACUCCAACACCGUUGUCGGGGCUUCCUAUUCGCAUGCGAAUAUCCUAACGUUCGUAACAUGGACCGAGCCAACAGGUUCCCUGGACUCUAGGAUAUAUGAGCUAACCCUGGUUCUUUCUGGCAGCGGUACAUCCCCCCAUACGCGACCACGAACACCCCCGCGAUAUUCAUCAACCCCCGGUUCUCGACCGUUGGCUUCUCCGCCUUCUAAAGCUGGAGGUGCCUCCCUCCCACCUACUAAUCAGCCAUAUUCGAGUAUAUUAUCCCAUGGGGUCGGAGGUUGGAGCAAUGAUAACGAAGAGGACGACGAUGACGACGAUGAUGAGAUCGUAUAUGACGACGACGAGGAUGAAUUCGGACUUCCCAGUCUCGCCAGCAUGCGCAGAAAGAGAGACAAAGAAUCUCGGGCGUUGCGGAACAAGCUGAGCGAUCCAGGAGGCCGGGGGAGCAAUACUUCCAGCAUCAGCUAUGCCCUGGGUAGUAGUCGGCAGCGAGCGAACAGCUCGGAUAUCGCAGAGGAGAGGGGGGCAUCCUUAUAUCCGAACGCGAAGAAAUCCGAAGGCAAGAUACUUCGCCCUCAGUAUAAGGACAUACUUAGAGACCCGGUGAACGCAUUGAAUCUCAUCGAUCAUGCUCCGCCGCCGCCAGGCGCGACGCCUAAGGAAGUGGAGAUGCAUUCAGCACGCAUAGGCAGGAUCAACAAGUUUAAACGCAUUCUCCAAGCAAGCACCGUCUCUUUGCCCCAACUCCGUGACCUAGCUUGGUCGGGAAUUCCCGAUGAAGCUCGAGCAAUGACAUGGCAAUUGCUUUUAGGGUAUCUCCCGACUAACAGCGAGAGACGCGUGUCAACAUUGGAGAGGAAACGCAAAGAAUAUCUUGACGGUGUUCGCCAGGCAUUUGAGCGAAGUACUGUCGCCGGCCUCUCGUCCACAUCUGGGAAUACAGGCUCCAUGUCGGGUCGAGGACGUGGAUUGGAUGAAGCUAUAUGGCAUCAAAUCAGCAUCGAUGUCCCACGUACUAACCCGCACCUCGAGCUUUACGGUUUCGAAGCAACGCAACGUUCCCUCGAGAGGAUCCUUUAUGUUUGGGCGAUUAGACAUCCCGCAAGUGGCUACGUGCAAGGAAUCAAUGAUCUUGUCACGCCUUUCUGGCAAGUUUUCCUCGGCAUGUAUAUGACAGACCUGGACGUUGAAAAGGGGAUGGAUCCCGGUCAAUUGCCCAGAUCCGUGCUGGACGCAGUAGAGGCGGACUCAUUCUGGUGUCUGACUAAACUGCUGGAUGGAAUUCAGGAUAACUACAUUUAUGCUCAGCCCGGUAUCCACAGGCAAGUCAAAGCGCUGCGCGACUUAACUACGCGCAUCGACUCAGCUCUUGCCAAACACCUAGAGAAUGAGGGAGUCGAGUUCAUGCAGUUCAGCUUCCGGUGGAUGAACUGCCUUCUCAUGAGGGAAUUGAGCAUCAAAAAUACUAUCCGCAUGUGGGACACGUACCUGGCUGAAGAACAGGGCUUCUCCCGCUUCCAUCUCUAUGUCUGCGCGGCUUUUCUUGUCAAGUGGUCCGAGCAGUUGGUAAAAAUGGAUUUUCAGGAGAUUAUGAUGUUUCUCCAAGCUCUUCCGACCCGCGACUGGACUGAGAAAGACAUUGAGCUUCUGCUGAGUGAGGCGUUCAUCUGGCAAAGCCUGUUUCAGGACUCGAGUGCCCAUCUCCGACCUGCGGGAGAACAGUCAUCUUCUUCCAGCUUCGGCGGGCUAUGA
Molecule: messenger RNA, 1857 nt
Organism: Paecilomyces variotii
Lineage: Eukaryota; Fungi; Ascomycota; Eurotiomycetes; Eurotiales; Thermoascaceae
Product: rab-GTPase-TBC domain-containing protein
Exons: 5
Coding region: 1-1857 (618 amino acids)
Biological process (GO): activation of GTPase activity
Cellular component (GO): Golgi apparatus
Molecular function (GO): GTPase activator activity
Source: RefSeq, a predicted model, not a curated record